GAUUUCCAAAUUGGGCCUUUUCAGGGAAAAAGUCUCAUCUUCUUUUGCCCCUCCAAACCCUAACUAACCGCACGUGCAACGGCACCUUUGUUUGAAGACAACUCCCACGUGCCGGCUCAACUGCAGCUCUCAAAUCGGAAUAGAGAGAGAGAGAGAGAGAGAUAGAGAUAGAGAUAGAUAGAUAUAGAGAGAGAAAAUUCACCGACGAACACACAGAGAUUUCACAUUAUUAUUAUAUAAGCUCCACAGAAAAUACCAGACAAAGGCUUUUCGAAACCCUAGUCUCUCUCUCUCUCUCUCACUCCUCCUCUGCAUUUCUGAUUUCGCCCUCAUCUUCAAGGCAUAAAAACAUAUAGGGUGCUGUUUAUCUUGUUUUGGGAUUUACCUCUGAGUACAAAAACCUCUGAGGAAGCUAUCUCAGAAGAAGGCUUACACACAUGCUACUGAGAUUCAAUGUUGCAUGUUUUGGAAAGCACUGAAAAAGAGUUUGUACCAUCCUAACAAAGUUAAGAGCUUGAAUAAAGGGCAUCGUUUGUUUGCUUUGUCACUUCCUUGUUUUUACUGGAGGUGCAAAGUUCAAUUCUUAAUAAAUUUGCAUUGCCCUUGUCAAAUGUCCGAAGGUGCUAUGGCAGUAGUUAAACCUGAGAUGAAGUCUUACAUCUGGCUUCAAACUGCUGAUGGUUCAAUCCAACAAGUAGAAGAAGAGGUUGCCAUGUUUUGCCCCAUGAUAUGUCGAGAAGUAAUUCAGACAGGCACAGGAUCUUCCAAGAACUAUGCUAUAUCACUUCCACAGCGAGUCAAUCCUGCUAUAUUGGGCUUAAUUCUUGAUUAUUGUCGAUUUCACCAAGUACCAGGUCGUUCUAAUAAGGAGCGCAAAACUUUUGAUGAGAAGUUUAUUCGGAUGGAUACAAAAAGAUUGUGUGAGUUGACAUCGGCCGCUGACAGCCUCCAAUUAAAGCCUUUAGUUGAUCUCACCAGCCGAGCACUUGCUCGAAUUAUUGAAGGAAAAACUCCUGAGGAGAUACGUGAAACAUUUCAUUUACCCGAUGAUCUUACAGAGGAGGAAAAGUUAGAGCCCUUAAGAAACAUAACUGACGAUCCACGUAUCCGGCUUCUGAAUCGAUUGUAUGCAAGAAAGAGGAAAGAAUUAAAAGAGAGAGAGAAAUUGAAGAAUGUAGAAGUCGAAGAGGAGCGUGUGGAUGACCGCUCAGUAGAUGAUCUCCUGUCAUUUAUAAAUGGUGGAGAUGGAGAUACAAAAGGGACUAGAACAAAUAAGAAUAAAAAGAAAAAUCGGAGGAGAAAAGAUCAAUCAAAGGACUCUUGUUUAAAUAAUGUAAAUGGAAACCAUAAUGAGGAGAUGCAUGAUUCUGCUUGCCAUGAUGGUGAGGGUAACAAUGGUUUGUUGGCCUCUGCCAGUACAAGUUCAAAGUUGCAAGAUUCUGCAGCUGUGACAUUUUCCCCAAAACUUGAGUUUGAUGAUGGUGAUAUUGAUGAUGAUUUAGAUCCUGCAAUGAAGGAGGAACUUGACAGGGAGGUGGAGGAUUUUGCGCGAAGAUUGAAUUCAGUUUGGCCAGAGAGGAUGCAGGAACUUUUUCAAGGAAGAAAGCUUGUUCCUAUUUCUUUAAAUGGCAAUUCUGCCAUGAGUAGAUAUACAAGUUUGGACCAGAGAUAAUGAGCCAAUGCUGGAUAAAUUGUUCCUUAAAAUGGUCAGCAGCUCAAGCGGUCUGGAGAAGAUGCUAAUGUGGGAGCUUGCUGCUGUCAAAAGCUAGAAGAGUUGACAAUUUUUUUGGUGUGGCACCAUGUGAGUAUUUUUGUUUGUUUUACCAUCACCAAAAUGCCGGGUGUCUUGUAUGUUGGAAAGAAGAAGGAAAAAAAAAAAAAAAAAAAAAAAGAGGGAGAAAGAAGGUUAAAAGGAAUAAAUAUUUCUUAAGUAGGCAAAUCAAGCAUAAUUGGUUUAUUUCUCUUGACCUUAUUUGUUGUGUCAGGUGGGUUUGUGACCUUUCAGGCUUUGAGCAAUUGUCAUUGGCUAGAUCCCGUUAGUUUCUUGAGAUUCUCUGUUAAAUUCACAAAAUUUUCCUGUGUCGUAGUGUCCAUUAGGCCCCUUUGGGUAAUUGCCAUGUUAAGUUUUACGGACAAUUAAGUACUUUGAAGGAACGUGAGAGAUGAAAAUUGAUUGUUUUAGAAGGGGCUAUCUGAAAUAUAUAAAGUUUUGGAUAAAAUAUUCAUUGA
Quercus robur (English oak) is the source of this 2229-nucleotide messenger RNA. Its product is annotated as SKP1-like protein 21. Gene Ontology annotation, cellular component: cytoplasm; nucleus. Bases 461 to 1672 code for a protein of 403 amino acids. Gene Ontology annotation, biological process: SCF-dependent proteasomal ubiquitin-dependent protein catabolic process. The record is from RefSeq and is a predicted model, not a curated record. The transcript has 10 exons. Lineage: Eukaryota; Viridiplantae; Streptophyta; Magnoliopsida; Fagales; Fagaceae. Gene Ontology annotation, molecular function: cullin family protein binding.